GGGGCGGAGGUCCGGAGCCCGGUCUCGACCCGAGCGGGGGGCCAUGGAGAAAGCGGCCCGAGGCGCUCUCCACACCGACUAACGCGGGCCCGUUGCGGCUGCAGGCGCCAUGGACCGAGCCCCCGCAGACCAGAAUGUCAAGCUGUCAGCUGAGGUAGAACCAUUUAUUCCCCAGAAGAAGAAUCCUGAUACAUUUAUGAUCCCUAUGGCACUCCCAAAUGAUAAUGGAAAUGUUUCUGGUGUAGAACCAACUCCAAUUCCCAGCUACCUGAUUACCUGUUAUCCAUUCGUGCAAGAAAACCAGUCCAAUAGACAGUUCCCAUUAUAUAACAAUGAUAUACGAUGGCAACAGCCUAAUCCAAACCCUGCUGGACCAUACCUUGCUUACCCCAUUAUAUCUGCUCAGCCACCUGUUUCUACAGAGUAUACAUAUUAUCAGCUGAUGCCAGCACCAUGUGCACAAGUCAUGGGUUUCUAUCAUCCUUUCCCUGCACCUUACUCCAACACUUUUCAGGCUGCAAAUACUGUCAAUACUAUAACCACAGAAUGCACUGAGCGUCCAAAUCACCUUGGACAGGUCUUCCCAUUGUCUGGCCAUCGAAACAGAAAUAGUAAUAGAGGACCAGUGGUACCAAAACAACAACUUAUACAACAGCACAUAAAAAGCAAAAGACCACUGGUGAAAAAUGUAGCUAUUCAGAAAGAGACAAGUGCAGUAGGUCCCGAUAAUCGAUCAAAAAUUGUGCUACUGGUAGAUGCUUCACAGCAAACUGAUUUCCCAUCAGACAUCGCAAACAAAUCUCUCUCCGAGAGCUCUGCCGCAAUGCUCUGGAAGGCCAAAGGCAGGAGGAGAAGAGCCUCCCACCCGACUGCUGAGUCCUCUAGUGAGCAGGGAGCUAGUGAGGCUGACAUUGACAGUGACAGUGGCUACUGCAGCCCCAAACACAGCAACAACCAGCAGCCUGCUGCGGGGGGGUUGAGAAAUCCCGAUUCUGGCUCCAUCAGUCAUGUGGACUCAUCUAUAUGUGCAGGUGGUGUAAAUUGGUCUAAUGUCACUUGCCAGGCAACUCAGAAAAAACCUUGGAUGGAAAAAAAUCAGACAUUUUCUAGAGGUGGAAGGCAGACUGAACAAAGAAAUAAUUCACAGGUUGGAUUCAGAUGCCGAGGACACAGUACUUCCUCAGAAAGAAGACAGAAUUUACAAAAGAGACAAGAUAAUAAGCAGUUAAACCCCAGUCAGUCUCACAGAGGCGACCCAAAUUCUGAGUCUUUAUAUUUUGAGGAUGAAGAUGGAUUUCGAGAACUAAGUGAGAAUGGAAAUGCUAAAGAUGAGAAUAUGCAACAGAAACUUUCUUCAAAAGUAUUGGAUGAUUUACCAGAAAACUCACCAAUCAAUAUAGUUCAGACUCCAAUUCCCAUUACAACCUCAGUUCCUAAACGUGCAAAAAGUCAAAAGAAGAAAGCUUUAGCAGCAGCCCUUGCCACUGCUCAAGAAUAUUCAGAAAUAAGUAUGGAGCAAAAAAAACUACAGGAAGCUUUAUCAAAGGCAGCUGGAAAAAAGAAUAAGACACCUGUGCAGCUAGAUUUGGGGGAUAUGUUAGCAGCUCUGGAAAAGCAACAGCAAGCCAUGAAAGCACGGCAAAUUACUAAUACCAGACCUCUGUCGUAUACAGUGGUCACUGCAGCUUCUUUUCACACUAAAGACUCUACUAACAGAAAACCUUUAACCAAAAGUCAGCCCUGUUUGACAUCCUUUAAUUCUUUGGACAUUACUUCCUCUAAAGCAAAAAAAGGAAAAGAAAAGGAAAUUGCAAAACUAAAACGGCCCACGGCACUUAAAAAGGUUAUUUUGAAAGAAAGAGAGGAAAAGAAGGGCCGUUUAACUGUGGAGCACAAUCUUUUGGGAUCUGAGGAGCCAGUAGAGAUGCACUUAGAUUUUAUUGAUGAUUUGCCACAAGAGAUUGUUUCCCAGGAAGAUACUGGACUGAGCAUGCCCAGUGAUACAUCCCUGUCACCAGCAAGUCAGAACUCUCCAUACUGUAUGACACCUGUGUCCCAAGGCUCUCCAGCUAGUUCUGGGAUAGGCAGUCCAAUGGCAUCUUCAACAAUAACCAAAAUCCACAGCAAAAGAUUCAGAGAGUAUUGUAAUCAGGUUCUUUGUAAAGAGAUUGAUGAAUGUGUGACUCUUCUUCUUCAAGAGCUUGUCAGCUUCCAGGAACGCAUCUAUCAAAAGGAUCCUGUGAGAGCAAAAGCAAGGAGACGGCUGGUUAUGGGUCUUAGAGAAGUUACAAAGCAUAUGAAGUUAAAUAAGAUCAAGUGUGUUAUAAUUUCUCCAAAUUGUGAAAAGAUCCAAUCCAAAGGCGGCCUGGAUGAGGCUCUCUAUAAUGUCAUAGCCAUGGCACGGGAACAAGAAAUUCCGUUUGUGUUUGCCCUUGGAAGGAAAGCUCUAGGUCGCUGUGUGAACAAGCUGGUUCCUGUCAGUGUAGUGGGGAUCUUCAACUACUUUGGCGCUGAGAGCCUGUUCAAUAAGUUAGUAGAACUCACUGAGGAAGCCAGGAAAGCAUAUAAAGAUAUGGUUGCCGCAAUGGAACAGGAGCAAGCCGAGGAGGCCUUAAAGAAUGUGAAGAAGGUGCCGCACCACAUGGGGCAUUCUCGGAAUCCCUCUGCAGCAAGUGCCAUUUCUUUCUGUAGUGUUAUUUCCGAACCCAUCUCUGAAGUAAAUGAAAAGGAAUAUGAAACAAAUUGGAGAAACAUGGUGGAAACUUCCGAUGGGCUGGAAACAUCAGAAAAUGAGAGAGAAGUUUCUUGUAAGCACAGCACAUCUGAAAAACCCAACAAACUUCCACUGGACACAGUAGGGGCUGUUGGUAAGCAGACGUCGUUAGUGACUGCAGGCAGUACUACCUCAGCUACAAACCCUGGAAAAUCCACAGUGGGCGAUAAAGAGGAGGUGAAGCCAGAUGACCUGGAAUGGGCCUCACAGCAGAGUACAGAGACUGGCUCUUUGGAUGGCAGUUGCCGGGAUCUUUUGAAUUCCUCCAUCACCAGCACCACCAGCACUCUUGUACCUGGCAUGCUUGAAGAAGAGGAUGAUGAAGAGGAGGAGGAGGAGGAAGAUUAUGCUCACGAACCCAUAUCUGUAGAAGUACAGCUCAAUAGUAGAAUUGAGUCUUGGGUCUCUGAGACCCAGAGAACGAUGGAAACUCUUCAGCUUGGAAAAACCCUUAAUGGUUCUGAGGAAGAUAAUGCAGAGCAAAGUGGGGAAGAGGAAGCAGAGGCGGCUGAGGUGCUAGAGCCAGGGAUGGAUAGCGAGGCCUGGACUACUGAUCACCAAGCAAGCCAGGAACCGCAGAAGCCCAGCAACUGCAGCUCGCUGAACAAGGAGCACUCUGAUUCUAACUAUACACCCCCAAAUCUAUAA
Budorcas taxicolor (takin) is the source of this 3421-nucleotide messenger RNA. RefSeq names its product SECIS binding protein 2 like (gene SECISBP2L). Gene Ontology annotation, biological process: selenocysteine incorporation. The record is from RefSeq and is a predicted model, not a curated record. Gene Ontology annotation, molecular function: selenocysteine insertion sequence binding; mRNA 3'-UTR binding; ribonucleoprotein complex binding. Bases 110 to 3421 code for a protein of 1103 amino acids. Gene Ontology annotation, cellular component: ribonucleoprotein complex. The transcript has 18 exons. NCBI's taxonomy places the organism in Eukaryota, Metazoa, Chordata, Mammalia, Artiodactyla, Bovidae.